This is a messenger RNA of Cyanistes caeruleus (blue tit), 446 nucleotides long. Lineage: Eukaryota; Metazoa; Chordata; Aves; Passeriformes; Paridae. The record is from RefSeq and is a predicted model, not a curated record.
AGUCAGAUCGGUGACUGUGCAGGGAAGGGACAUUUCUUUCCGUCCUCGCUUGGCUGACCCCGGGGCAAAGGUCUUUGUGGGGAAACUGAGGCACGAGCGGGUGCCACCCACCCCGCAGCUCUCUUCUGGCAGCACCCGCUCAGCGCCGCAGAAUGAAGGUUCUGUUCGUCCUCCUCGUCGCCCAGCUCUGCUCAGCAUCCCUGGUCCCGGAGAGGGAGAAGGACCCCGAGUACUGGCGGCGGCAGGCACAGGAGACCCUGCGGAACGCGCUCCGGCUCCAGCGCCUCAACCAGAACGUGGCCAAGAACCUCAUCCUGUUCCUGGGGGACGGAAUGGGCGUCUCCACGGUCACGGCCGCCCGCAUCCUCAAAGGGCAGCUGCAGCACGGGCAGGGCGAGGAGAGCCUGCUGGAGAUGGACAAGUUCCCCUUCGUGGCCCUGGCCAAG